Messenger RNA from Salvia miltiorrhiza (redroot sage), 1179 nucleotides. RefSeq lists its product as uncharacterized. The coding region runs from base 1 to 1179 and encodes 392 amino acids. The record is from RefSeq and is a predicted model, not a curated record. Lineage: Eukaryota; Viridiplantae; Streptophyta; Magnoliopsida; Lamiales; Lamiaceae. The transcript is spliced from 3 exons.
AUGGAAGGGUUGACUCGUCAGAUAUCUCAACUCGCAACGACCGUGAAUCAACUCAAAGGCAAUCAAGGUGCUUUACCAUCACAAGUUCAAUUGAAUCCGAGGGAAAACAUUAGUAUGAUUACUUUGAGGAGUGACAAGGAGUUGAGUGAGCCCACAACCCAGAAUUCAAAGGGGUGUUCGAGCAAGGCUUCUGGAGCUGAAUCCGAACUACAAAAAUCUGAAAACUUUGGAGGUCCAACCGAUUCUGCUGCCCAGAAUACAGAUACGUCCGAUUUGACCAAACAGAACGGUAAUCCGAUAGCUAUGCAGAAAGGAAAAGAAGCAGAACACAAAUUGGUUGAGGGUGAGCAGUCUAAGGUUCAUAUACCUUCGAGUAUACAUGAUCCCAAGAUCGAAAUACCUGUUCUCUUUCCUAGGAGCACUCUAAUCCCUCAACUGAGCAAGUUUCUGAAGGACUUCAUUGCUGGUAAGUCUAAGAAAUCUGGAAAAAUUGUGAUGGGCGAGAACGUGUCAGCAGUGAUACAAAAACAGUUACCGCCCAAAUGCAAGGAUCUAGCUGUUUAUAAUAGUUUAAAUGGUGUGAAGUUGAUAGAUACUAGAGUGGUAAUUCAGUUAGCCGAUGGAUCAUGUGCGCACCCUGAAGGCUUGGAGAAUGUCCUUGUGAAAGUGAAUAAUUUUGUUUAUCCUGCUGAUUUUUAUGUGGUAAAGAUGAGUGGUAUGCAAUCGAAAGAGUCAGCUGGUGUUUUGUUAGGUCGUCCUUUCUUACGGACCACUAGGUCAGUCAUUAAUGUUUAUAGUGGUACCAUAUGUUUAGAUUAUCAUGGAGAGAAGUUCACUUUCAACAUUGAUGAUACCAUAAAAAAUCCUUCUGCUAUUAAAACUGCUUGUACCACCAAUGUUACUGACCCUUUGGUCCAAGAACAUCCUGAGACUAAAUCUGUGCAAGACAAGUUGGAAUCGACCUUGACUAAAAGGGCAAUGAAGAAGUCAAAGAAUCUAUCAAGUCUCUUCAUGCCCACCCGAAAUUGGCAGAUUCUAGAAAUACAUUUUGUUUGCCCAAACGUGACAAAUUUCUUCAUGCUGACGCGAAAUUCGCAAGUUCUGGCAAUGCGGUCUGUUUGCCCAGACGGAAGCCAUGCGACAGAACUCUGCAUUUUGAUGUGGAACCACCCGACUUAA